Molecule: messenger RNA, 2065 nt
Organism: Lotus japonicus
Lineage: Eukaryota; Viridiplantae; Streptophyta; Magnoliopsida; Fabales; Fabaceae
Exons: 3
Coding region: 129-1721 (530 amino acids)
Biological process (GO): regulation of DNA-templated transcription
Source: RefSeq, a predicted model, not a curated record
AGACCAGCAAAUACAAACUACCCUUGCUCGAGAUUGUUGGCCUGACCUCCACGGAUAAAACAUACUCAAUAGCAUUCUGUUACAUUGGCAGUGAGACCACAGAUGACUACAUUUGGGCAUUGGAGUGUAUGAAGUCUCUGAUUUCCGACCAAUCCAGGUUGCCUAGAGUGAUUGUGACGGACAGAGAUCUUGCCUUAUUGAGUGCUGCUUCACAAAGCCUUCCCACCACCACCCAUUUACUAUGCUUGUGGCACAUCAACAAGUGUGUUUUGGCAAAGUGCAAAGAGUAUGUUGGCACGGAUGAUUUUGCUCAAGAGGUUAUGGACAAGUGGGCCGAAUUGGUAGAUGCUCCAACAGUUCCAGAAUUUGAAGCUCAUUGGAUUGAAUUGUUUAACAUGUGCAAGCAUAAACACAAGUUGAAAUUUGCCACUUAUUGUUCUACUACAUGGUUGGUCCACAAGCAGAAAUUUGCCAAGGCAUGGACAAAUCAUGUGAUGCAUUUUGGAACAACAACAAGUAACAGGGCUGAAGGUGCACAUGCCAGCUUGAAGUUGAUGUUGCGGAACAGUAAGGGUGACCUGGCCACAUCAUGGGAUGCGUCGCAUAGUUUGACCACCAAUCGUCACACUGAGAUAGUAGCAUCGUUUGAGCGCAGUAUGAAUAAAAUUGAUCACCUUUUCAAGACCCCUUUCUACACAAAUAUUAGGGGAUUUGUGUCAAUCAAAUGCCUGAAACUCAUUGAUGCUGAACUGACAAGAAUGCGCGCCUGCGGCGGCAGAUGCGAUUGCUUAUUGAGAGAGACUCAUGGACUACCUUGCGGUUGUCAACUUGCAGAUUAUGAGAGGAUUCCGUACGAGGCCAUUCAUCCAUUCUGGAAGAGCCUAAGUUGGGAGCAUGUACCUGUUGCAGAUACUGGCAGCUCAGAUAUUUGCGGACUAAACCAUGGAGAGAUGCACCCAGAAGUUGAGGCACUGACACGUUAUUUCCAUUCUUUGGAUACUGGAGAGCAGAGUAUGGUAAGGAGGAAGCUUCAGGCGAUAUAUUGUCCUGAAAGGAGUACACUAUGUACUCCUGAGCUUCGGAUAAAGUCCAACCGCACUGCUAAGUUGAAGGAGAGCAAACAACCCAAGGGUCGAGCAAUAGGAUCCUUGACUCGUGAUCCUUCAGCGUUUGAACUUACUGACAAGAAGAUUAAAGAGGAAAAGAAGUCUUCACAACCAGCAAAGAGGAAGAAGCGUGUGAAGAAGUCUGAUACAAGCCAUUUCAUGUGUAACUUUCCAGCCUUUCUCCAUCCAUAUAUUGACACAGUUACAGAUGUUGAGGAUGAUGGUAACUGUGGCUAUAGAUCCAUUGCUGCAUUACUGGGGCAUUCCGCCGGUCAGGACGGUUGGCCUUGGGUUAGGGCUUCAUUGAUACAAGAACUUGAGACCAAUGUGUUAAUGUAUAAUAGGAUGUGGGGCACAGAUGUUGUUUAUGGCUUACAUGAUCGUCUCACUCUUCCUAUUGGUGACCCGGUCACCCCUGACAAAUGGUUUCAACUGCCAGAGAUGGGAUACCUUGUUGCCACAAAGUACCAAUUGGUUCUCGUAUCCUUAUCCUCUAUGGGUUGUAACACAUACUUUCCACUGAUAGGAGUCGGCCUACGAGAUGAGCAUACUGUUAUAGCUAUUGGACAUGUGAUAAAUCACUGGGUACAGGUAUAUUUUGACCAAAUACACUAAUAUUUUAGUUGCCUACUAGCUUGUCGAUUAAUUUUUGUAUGUGGAAGUUAUCUAAUUUUAUGGUUAUUCUCUAAAAUGCAGCUCCAAUUAACUCCUGGACAUCCUAUGCCGACUAUUGCUCCCCAGUGGGAUUGGCACGCUGAUCUUGCCUCCAAAUACUGGCGCAACCUAUAUGGUCCACGUUUAGGCAUGUAUGAUGCACAAUUCCAAGUUUGGCUUGGUGCUUUUAGUGGUCAUGCGGACUAUGUGGACAUCACCACAGAUUGAAUGUUCUUGUAUUGUGUAAUAUUAAUUUGUAAACUCUCUGUAAUUUGGUAGAAUGUGGACCUUAUCACAGGUUGUUG